AGCGUGAAAACCUUCGAUACACCGCAUUCCAACAACUGACUCAACCGCCCAAGCACUACCGCCCUACGACACCCGUACAACAGGUAAAAUGAUGCGAGCAGCGGGUGCAGUGGCUUUGGCUGUGGCCACACUGCUGGUCUGUUGCAGCGCCGAUCUUCAUCAGGAUCAAGAUAUGGGUGUCGGUGAACACCGCACUGGAGACUACGAUAACAAUGGAAACAAGCCACGUAAUUUGGACGCUCUCGGCGGCGGACAUUUAACCCGCGAAGUUAGAGAGUUACGCCGAUUCCCUUAUUUCAUGGGUAGGAGGUUCGAAUAUGGAAGUCCUUAUGGGGGUAAGCGCGAUCCGUGGCCCCUUGCAUCUCCAAUCGAGUACGGAUAUUACGGAGAGGGACUUCCCAAGCGCAAUUUCGACGAGAUUGACCGGUCUAACUUGGAUAAUUUCGUGAAGAAGCGCAACUUCGACGAAAUCGACCAUACUUCAAUGCCCUUCCCAUUCAAGCGCUUCUAUCAUCUCUAUGGACCCAACAACUUGGAUACACCAGUAUCCAGUUUCGACAAGAAGAGAUACAGACCAGACUACCCCAUGGAUGAGAUCGACCUCUCCCAAUUCCCCAUCGGAUCAAAGCGCGCCUACGAAUUCCCCGACGCGCACCCUCUACGAUAAAUUGUAAAUCCAGCAAUACCCAAACUUUCAAAGUAUCGACAAUUCAUAUUUUUCCUUUAUCUGUCACGUGUCUUGUAUAUUUUAGUAAAACCAGUUGUUAUAAGUUCAAUGUAAAAUUUUAUCCCCACUUAGAGUUCCCAUACGUGACUGAACUUCGUAAUUAUGAAAAAUUCGUAAUCCAAAGAUAUCUCCAAAUAUUCGGAAAGUAGCUCUUAAUAAAUAACGAUAUUAAAUAGUGUAAAUGUGUCAGUAUUAUUAAAAUAUAUCGUAGACAUUAUUGAUCUUAAUAUUUGUUUAAAUAUAAGUGUUUAUAUAGAUAAAAUAUUUAAUGUUAUAUCAACUGGAAAUAAAUUAUCAAAGAAUAAAAUUGUUAUAUUUAUAACUUCAAGCUAUUUAUUCCGAAAUGUUACCAUACAAAAUACAUUAAAAUAUGUUUAUUAAAAUGAUAUUAUUUUUAAUAUAAAUAAAUUAAUUUUAAAGUGAUGAAA
Molecule: messenger RNA, 1155 nt
Organism: Vanessa tameamea
Lineage: Eukaryota; Metazoa; Arthropoda; Insecta; Lepidoptera; Nymphalidae
Gene: Ork
Product: orcokinin peptides-like
Exons: 7
Coding region: 89-667 (192 amino acids)
Source: RefSeq, a predicted model, not a curated record